Cotesia congregata is the source of this 1287-nucleotide messenger RNA. NCBI's taxonomy places the organism in Eukaryota, Metazoa, Arthropoda, Insecta, Hymenoptera, Braconidae. The record is from the annotation of a GenBank genome assembly.
AUGAGUGUAUUGUUUUUGUUGUUUUCGUCAGCCAGUAGUAGCAGUUGCAGUUAUUGGAUUCGAGUGGAAAAGCGUGACGGCUCCCGCCAGGACGAAAAAGACAGUAGUGGGCAGCAGCUUAAUUACAAAUUUAUAAAAAGUGUUGACGUGCUGGAUGGUGGUCUAUCUAUUAACAUCAUCACCAGCAGCAAUAAAAAAAUAAUGCCUCGGACGAUUACAAGACGAGGAUUGCAGGCCCUUGUACUUGUACUCGUAACCGUCUAUGCUACAGUGUUGAUAUACCAGGCAGUUUUGUCACCUCCGAUAAUUCCCCCAGUUUUGUCUCAUCAACAGUGGCCGGAAGAUAAUUUAAUUGGAUUAAGCAAUAGCCACAGUGUUAAUGCUCCAAUUCAGAGGGUGUUAGAUGGUGAAGAAACAACGGUAACACCUUCACUGGCAACUGUUACAACAGCAACUUUAUCAACAAACCUUAAUGACCUUUUUAUUAGCGUUAAAACUACACGGCACUAUCAUCAUUCCCGGUUACCGGCAAUAAUCUCCACGUGGUUUCAAGAUGCCAAAGAUCAGACCUGGUUUUUCACCGAUCGUGACGAUCCAUACUUCCAGAAUUUAACAAAUGGUCAUAUGAUCAAUACCAAAUGCUCAUCUUCUCACAAUAGACGAGCUCUGUGUUGUAAGAUGUCUGUAGAGCUGGACAAAUUUCUUGAAAGCGGCAAAAAGUGGUUCUGCCAUUUUGAUGAUGAUAAUUAUGUAAACGUGCCACGUCUUUUGCGGUUGCUGGACAAUUACAAUCCUCGGAAAGAUUGGUAUCUUGGCAGACCCUCAAUACCAGCACCUUUGGAGAUUACGAGACAACACGGAAGCAUACCUGAAUCUUCAAAACGAAUACGCAAAGUUAAGUUUUGGUUCGCCACCGGAGGUGCUGGUUUCUGUAUCAGUCGAGCGCUUGCACUUAAAAUGGUCCCCGUAGCUGGAGGCGGAAAAUUUAUUACGGUUGGUGAUCGGAUCAGACUUCCCGACGAUGUGACAAUGGGCUAUAUAAUUGAGCAUCUUCUGAAAAAACAGCUUACCGUUGUCGAACAAUUUCACUCGCACCUUGAACCGAUGAAAUUUCUCAACAACGAUACUUUUCAUGAACAAAUAUCAUUCAGCUAUUCCAAGGGCCCCAGAGACGAGUGGAACAUCGUGAAGAUCGACGGCUUCGACCUUAAGAAUGAUCCAAACAGAUUUCGAUCGAUACAUUGUCGCUUGUUUCGACAAACAGAGAUCAAUUGCCCCCACAGAUGA